AUGACAAUCCAGUAUCAGGCUGACAUCCAGGUAUCCCUGAUCUUCUGGUACCAUCAGGCCCCAGGACAGAGCUUGGUGCUGAUUGCAACUGGAAAUCAAGGCUCUGAGGCCACAUAUGAGAAUAGAUUUUCCAAGGACAAAGUUUCUCAUCAGCCACCCAAACCUAACAUUCACAACUCUGGCUAUGAUUAUUGGUUUCUCCCUUUCUCCACUCAAGUUGCUUUCCCCAUUGAUGAUGAUGACAAGAUCGUUGGGGGCUACACCUGUGCGGCAAACUCCAUCCCCUACCAGGUGUCCCUGAACAGUGGCUACCACUUCUGCGGAGGCUCCCUCAUCAAUAACCAGUGGGUGGUGUCUGCAGCUCACUGCUACAAGUCCCGCAUCCAGGUGAGACUGGGAGAGCACAACAUCAACGUUGUGGAGGGGAAUGAGCAGUUUAUCAAUUCAGCCAAGAUCAUCCGCCACCCCAAUUACAACAGCAACACCCUGAACAAUGACAUCAUGCUGAUCAAGCUUGCCUCGCCUGCAACCCUCAACUCCCGGGUGGCCAGUAUAUCUCUGCCUUCCUCCUGUGCGUCUGCUGGCACCCGGUGCCUCAUCUCUGGCUGGGGCAACACGCUGAGCUCUGGUGUCAAAAACCCAGACUUGCUGCAGUGCCUGGAUGCCCCUGUGCUCAGUCAGUCUUCGUGUGAAGCCUCCUACCCUGGAGAGAUCACCAGUAACAUGUUCUGCGCUGGCUUCCUCGAGGGAGGCAAGGACUCUUGCCAGGGUGACUCUGGUGGCCCCGUGGUCUGCAAUGGAAAACUUCAGGGAAUCGUCUCCUGGGGCUAUGGCUGUGCUCAGAAGAAUCUUCCCGGAGUCUACACCAAGGUGUGCAACUACGUGUCCUGGAUUCAGCAGACCAUUGCUAGCAACUGAGCCCCCGGUUCUGUUGCCAUACCUAC
This is a messenger RNA of Heterocephalus glaber (naked mole-rat), 944 nucleotides long. The record is from RefSeq and is a predicted model, not a curated record. NCBI's taxonomy places the organism in Eukaryota, Metazoa, Chordata, Mammalia, Rodentia, Bathyergidae.